This is a messenger RNA of Chenopodium quinoa (quinoa), 2647 nucleotides long. RefSeq names its product pentatricopeptide repeat-containing protein At2g44880-like. The transcript is spliced from 5 exons. The record is from RefSeq and is a predicted model, not a curated record. Gene Ontology annotation, molecular function: RNA binding; protein binding. The coding region runs from base 38 to 1795 and encodes 585 amino acids. Lineage: Eukaryota; Viridiplantae; Streptophyta; Magnoliopsida; Caryophyllales; Amaranthaceae. Gene Ontology annotation, biological process: RNA modification.
GUCCCAACGAAAGAAAGUGUUUCUCUCUCCUCCAACAAUGGCAGAAUUCUCGAUCACUCCUUCAAAUACAUGCUUUCAUUCUACGCAAUACCUUGAUUCUAAUCUAAAUAUACUCACCAAAUUCAUAGCUGCCUGUUCUUCACCUUCAUCGGCAAGUCUUGGCAUUCGACAUGCACGCCAAGUGUUCGAUCAAAUUCCUCAAAGAAAUGAUUCUUUUCUUUGUAAUGUCACGAUUAAAUCCCAUAUUGAUAAUCAUCAAUUUACUGAUGCUUUGAUUCUUUUUAGAGAUUUGAGGAGAAUGACGCAAUUUGUUCCUGAUAAUUAUACAUAUUUGUUUAUGACGAAAUCUUGUGGGUCGGAUUUGUACAAUUGGGAAGGUCGACAGCUUCAUAGUCAUGUAAUUAGAACUGGGUUUGGAUUGGAUUUGUUUGUUUCGACGUCUAUAGUUGAUAUGUAUGGGAAAAUGUGUGAUAUGGUUUCUGCAAGGAAGGUGUUUGAUGAAAUGUCUGUUAGAAAUGCUGUGUCUUGGACUGCUAUGGUAUGUGGGUUUGCAAGGGUAGAGGAUAUUGACAAUGCUUGGAAAUAUUUUGAUGAGAUGCCUGGGAAGGAUGUAUCGGCUUAUAACGCGAUAAUUGGUGCAUUUGUUAAGGUGGGUGACAUGAAUUCUGCUCGGAGUUUGUUUAAUGCAAUGCCGGAAAGGAAUGUGAUCUCGUGGACGAGUAUGAUUUCUGGGUUUUGUGAAAAUGAUGACAUCGAGUCGGCUAGGUUGUUCUUUGAUUCUAUGCCUAGGAAGAGUCUUGUUUCUUGGAAUGCGAUGAUUAGUGGUUAUUGCCAGAACAAACAACCACGCGAAGCUGUGAAGUUGUUCCGUGAAUUGCAGUUGAAUGCAGUGCUUGAAGCUGAUGAAGUUACCAUCAUCAGCAUUCUUCCGGCAGUAGCUGAAUUGGGGGCAUUAGAUUUCGGAUGCUGGGUUCAUCAAUAUGUGAAAAGGAAAAGGCUUGACAAAUCUAUCAAGAUAUGCACUUCACUGAUAGAUAUGUAUGCAAAAUGUGGAGAUAUAGACAAAGCCAGACGUGUUUUUGAAGAGAUUCCUGAGAAGGCGACUUCUUGUUGGAAUGCUAUCAUAAAUGGGCUUGCAGUCAAUGGCAAGGGAAGGGAAGCAGUAGAUGAGUUUGAGAACAUGAUAUAUAGAGGAUACACACCAAAUGCAAUAACAAUGAUUGGUGUUUUGUCUGCUUGCAGCCAUAGUGGUUUGGUUGAGGAGGGAAAGAAGUGGCUCAAUGCAAUGGAGAGUUUCGGACUAGCCCCUACAAUAGAGCACUAUGGCUGUGUGAUAGAUCUUUUGUGUAGGAUAGGCAGUUUGGAGGAAGCUGAGAAACUGUUAGAAUCCAUGCCAUAUGAGGCUAAUGAGGUAGUUAUUAGUUCCUUCCUUUCAGGUUGUGUGAACCGGAAAGAUUUGCCUAAGGCAGUAAGAAUUUUGAAACGAGCAGUUAAAAAGAAUUUAUUAAAUGCUGGGAACUAUAUUCUAUUAAGGAACUUGUAUGCCAUGGAAAGAAAAUGGAUAGAUAUGAGGGAAUUAAAAGGGUAUAUGAGAACAAUUGGUGUAAAAAAGGAAGCUGGUUGCAGUGCUAUUGAAGCUGAUGGCAUGGUUUGUGAGUUUAUGUCAGGGAGCAUAAUGCACCCUCAUCAGGAGAAUAUACUUCCGGUAUUAAAGCAGCUUCAGAUGCACAUGAAGAAGAUAAAUGACGAGAACAUGUUGGAAUCGUGUAUUGCUGAAGUAUCGUUGCAAACUUGAUAAUGUUUGGGCAGUAAAAUUGUUCUGAUUAGUUCUUCACACGCUUGAUUUCUGGUGAUGUCCUAUCUAUGAUCUAAGAUUUUUAAAGAACAGAUGUAGUUAGAAGGCUAGACCAAUUAUAGUGGAGAAUGAAGGUGGAGAAGUGGAGCUGAUCUUCGCUUUUACAUCCAAUAACUAUUGCACUAUUAACAGGAAGCAGCUAAGCUUGCUGAAAAAGUUGCAGUGUGGAAUGGAGGAAAACUGGACAUCACAACUUUAGCUGGGUCACCAACAACACAGAUGGUGAACUUGAUUACGGGAUCACUCUACAACAGUUUUAUUAAGGAAACCAGUGAAUUUUCACAGUUUGACACAGCAUUUCUUGAUAUAUACAACACUUUCAACUCGGCGUUGCCUGGUAAACAUUAUGAUGUACCCUCUAACCAGGAGAUAAAGAAAUGCUACGAGGAAUGGACUGCUGCUGGUGAUAAUGCAGAAAAGAAGAAGCAAAUCUUUGUAGACUUUAUAAGAAGAACGGUAAGCCUCAACAAGCCACAAAAAAUGACACUAAUAACAGGUUUGGUGACGCCACCAGCUGCCAUGGUAGCAAAGAAAGCUGGAGAGAGAGUCCCUGCACUUAAGAUCAUCAAAGUAGUACCUGAUGUCCUCUUUGUUCCAACUGUUACAUUUUUGGCUAUCAUCUCAGCCCAGGUAUCAAGAAAUGUGUUGCACAGGAGAAUGAUUCGCCGAAAUGAACAAAGAGGGGAACAAAACAUCUAGAUUGAUUGCUUUUCUUGUCUACUUGUGAACUGAGCAGUAGUUCAUGUAUAUAUCUACUUUUCUAGCAUUAAUAAAAACAUCUGUUUGUACAUU